Molossus molossus (Pallas's mastiff bat) is the source of this 2545-nucleotide messenger RNA. It is a transcript of the gene SARM1, whose product is annotated as sterile alpha and TIR motif containing 1. Gene Ontology annotation, cellular component: dendrite. NCBI's taxonomy places the organism in Eukaryota, Metazoa, Chordata, Mammalia, Chiroptera, Molossidae. Gene Ontology annotation, molecular function: protein binding; signaling adaptor activity; NAD+ nucleosidase activity. The coding region runs from base 355 to 2529 and encodes 724 amino acids. The transcript has 9 exons. Gene Ontology annotation, biological process: response to axon injury; signal transduction; negative regulation of MyD88-independent toll-like receptor signaling pathway. The record is from RefSeq and is a predicted model, not a curated record.
CAGGGUCGGGGCUGCUGCGGAGCAUCUCUGCCAGCGGAACACGAGCUGGAGCCUUUCUUUGUUCUGGUGGCUGCUUCCUACACCCUCCGGCGUCUGGGUCUAUCCCUCGCCUCCCAGCUCCCUCCUCCUGUCCAUCCCCUGUGUCUGGACCUGCAUCCUCUUUCCCCACCGCUUCGUCCCGGAUCCUGUCCUCACCCCUCCCCGAGCCACUUGCCUGGUACCUUCCUCUCCAUCCCUCCCUCCUGCAUCUUCUUCCCCCUGACCUCCUCUCAGGUCCCCCUUUUCCCAAGGUCCGGGUCGCUCCGCCCAGCCCUGCCCCUCCAGGUCAAGGAUGUCCCCUGCAGCCCCGCGCCGAUGGUCCUGACGCUGCUCCUCUCUGCCUACAAGCUGUGCCGCUUCUUCGCCAUGUCAGGCCCACGGCCGGGCGCCGACAGACUAGUGGUGCCGGGGCCGGACGGGGGCGGCGGCGCGGGCCCAUGGUGGGCCGCAGGCGGCCGCGGGCCCCGCGAGGUGUCGCCUGGGCUGGGCACCGAGGUGCAGGGCGCCCUGGAACGUGCGCUGCCCGAGCUGCAGCAGGCGCUGUCGGUGCUGAAGCAGGCGAGUGGCGCGCGGGCUGUGGGCGCCGGCCUGGCCGAGGUUUUCCAGCUGGUAGAGGAGGCCUGGCUGCUGCCGGCCGUGGGCCGCGAGGUAGCCCAGGGUCUGUGCGACGCCAUCCGCCUAGACGGCGGCCUCGACCUGCUGCUGCGGCUGCUGCAGGCGACGGAGCUGGAGACGAGAGUACAGGCCGCUCGCCUGCUGGAGCAGAUCCUGGUGGCUGAGAAUCGGGACCGGGUGGCGCGCAUCGGGCUGGGCGUCAUUCUGAACCUGGCAAAGGAACGCGAGCCGGUAGAGCUGGCUCGGAGCGUGGCAGGCAUCUUGGAGCACAUGUUCAAGCACUCGGAAGAGACGUGCGAGCGGCUGGUGGCGGCCGGCGGCUUGGAUGCGGUGCUGUACUGGUGCCGCCGCACCGACUCGGCGCUGCUGCGCCACUGUGCGCUGGCGCUGGCCAACUGCGCCCUGCACGGCGGCCAGGCGGCGCAGCGCCGCAUGGUGGAGAAGCGCACCGCCGAGUGGCUCUUCCCUCUCGCCUUCUCCAAAGAAGACGAGCUGCUGCGGCUGCACGCCUGCCUCGCCGUGGCGGUGCUGGCCACCAACAAGGAGGUAGAGCGCGAGGUAGAGCGCUCCGGCACGCUGGCGCUCGUGGAGCCGCUCGUGGCCUCCCUGGACCCCGGCCGCUUCGCCCGCUGCCUGGUGGACGCCAGCGACACAAGCCAGGGUCGCGGGCCCGACGACCUGCAGCGCCUAGUGCCGCUGCUUGACUCCUCGCGCUUGGAGGCACAGUGCAUCGGGGCUUUCUAUCUGUGUGCUGAGGCCGCCAUCAAGAGUCUGCAGGGCAAGACCAAGGUAUUCAGUGACAUCGGUGCCAUCCAAAGCCUGAAACGCCUUGUUUCCUACUCCACAAAUGGUACCACGUCGGCACUGGCCAAGCGCGCGCUGCGCCUGCUGGAUGAGGAGGUGCCGAGGCCCAUCCUGCCCUGCGUGCCCAGUUGGAAGGAGGCCGAGGUCCAGAUGUGGCUGCAGCAGAUCGGCUUCUCCCAGUACUGCGAACGUUUCCGGGAGCUGCAAGUAGAUGGCGACUUGCUUCUUCGGCUCACAGAAGAGGAACUCCAGUCCGACCUGGGCAUGAGAUCUGGCAUCACCCGAAAGAGAUUCUUUAGGGAGCUCACAGAGCUCAAGACCUUCGCCAACUACGCUACGUGUGACCGCAGCAACUUGGCUGACUGGUUGGGCAGCCUGGACCCGCGCUUCCGCCAGUACACGUAUGGCUUGGUCAGCUGCGGCCUGGACCGCUCCCUGCUGCACCGGGUGUCAGAGCAGCAGCUCCUGGAGGACUGUGGCAUCUGCCUGGGCGUACACCGCAUGCGCAUCGUCACUGCCGCCAGAGAAAUGCUACACUCCCCGCUGCCCUGCACUGGCUGCAAGCCGAGCGGGGACAUUCCGGAUGUGUUCAUCAGCUACCGCCGGAGCUCAGGCUCCCAGCUGGCCAGCCUCCUGAAGGUGCACCUGCAGCUUCAUGGCUUCAGUGUCUUCAUUGAUGUGGAGAAACUGGAAGCGGGCAAGUUUGAGGACAAGCUCAUCCAGAGUGUCAUGGGUGCCCGCAACUUUGUGCUGGUGCUGUCGGCCGGGGCACUGGACAAGUGCAUGCAGGACCAUGACUGCAAGGACUGGGUGCACAAGGAGAUCGUGACUGCUUUGAGCUGCGGCAAGAACAUCGUGCCCAUCAUUGAUGGCUUCGAGUGGCCAGAGCCCCAGGCUCUGCCCGAGGACAUGCAGGCCGUGCUCACCUUCAAUGGCAUCAAGUGGUCCCACGAGUAUCAGGAGGCCACCAUUGAGAAGAUCAUCCGCUUCCUGCAGGGCCGCUCCUCCCGGGACUCAUCUGCGGGCUCCGACACCAGUUUGGAGGGUGCUGCUCCCAUGGGCCCAAGUUAACCAGUCCCUAGUUCCC